AAUGUCGGAAACCUCACAUCCAUCUCGCGAUCCAAAAAAUCUCAGCGAACCAUUCGCAGUCAUCGAAUUUCUCGAGAAAAACGAAAAAGGGCUACCAUGCAUUGAUUUGGUGCCGAAAAAAUGGUUUAAUAGUGCAGAAGAAGACACCUGUAAAUUCCCACCGACAACUGAAUAUCAUCUACUUGACGACUACUUGGAAAAAUUGCACUCGCCCAAGGACUCUUGGCAAAGUUAUCCAUUUUGCUUCAUCACCGGAGCAGCUGAUUUGGAUCAGGGUCGCAGAAGAUUAAAAAAGGCCCAAGUAACUCUCAACUGUGAGACAACCGAUGGUGAAAAUGAUCGAAAGGGGGGGAGGUCCGAAACUUCCUCGAAAGCAAAAAUUUCAGCAAAACCCUUAACUGCAUCAAAGUCUCAACUAAACAACAUCUUUAGUACUAAAAUCCCGAUUCCACCUAGAAAUCAAACUCCAAAGUCUGGUAUACAAGCAAAACCAAAGACAAGAUUUCAAAGCAUUUACCAGAGUGGAUCUGACUCUGAAGACGAAAAUCAUGAUUGUCUUAUAGCUAAUCCUGAGGAGAUUCGAGCCUCAAAGGCUCAAAAUAAUUCUGGCUUUUUGCAAAUGUCGAGUAAAUCGCGAUCUGUACCAACAGGUGCAUGUUUAUCAUUUAAACAGCGGUCAAGGAAGAAUAUUACUUUGCUUAAAGACGUCGAAACUGAUGAAUCUGAGAGCAAUGAUUCCUCCGAUGGAAUUCUGCAGUCACCUACAAAAUCGAUGGACUCAGCGAGAAAUACAAGAAAAGAACUUCAUUUGACACCUCCUUCACCACUAGUCCAUAACGCUUCAGGUAACCGAAAAAGGCGUGCAUCGUCUACUACACGCGCUGAAGACGGAUUGAAUUCGAUUGUGAGCCCAGGAACUCCAAAAACUUCACGAUCAAUGAUGGUACACCCUGCUAAGAUGCCAAAAAUGCUGGGACCACAAAACCAGUUGUCAUCUAGUCAUUAUGCUGAUAAUGAACGUCGAAUCCUGAACUCCCUUCGAGAUUACUUUGAUCAGCAAUUAGAUGAAAAGCUCGAAAAUUUAAGACGCAGGAUGGCUUACGAUUUAAAGCAGUCUAUGAAUGAGCUCAAGACCACAAUCAUUGGCACUAAUCUAGCCCCAGCUUCUGGUCCUAGCUUGCUUGAAAUACAGAAGCAGAUGUCUACGCCACUACCAUUUGAAAUGGAUGAUAAGUUCCAGGAAUACGAAGCGAUAUUGACAACGGACCCAAAUCUCGUAGAAACACUGCGAUUAUUCAUGAGAGUUUUGAUAAGCAAUAAAAAAGAGAUGAAAAUAUGUGUUUCCACUAUCCUAUCUGCGGUUCUGAGGAAGACAGUGUCACUGCACUAUUCUGGUUACGGAAAGGAAGCUGGCGGAAAGAAAAAGAAAAAUUUUUAUAACACUACAGUAUGCAAAGUGCUGAUUGAUGUGAUAAUUGAGGUAAUAGGAUCCAGCACUGAUGAGAAGAAGAUAAUGUCAGAAGUAAGUACUUGGUUGUCACGUUCUGGCGAUCGAGAGGGUGGGGGUAAGGAACGACAACGCGGGUCAAGUCAUCAUAACGAGAAUAAUUCAGUUUGUUCCUUUGAUACCAAUCGAUAAUACUUCAUUUUUCCGGGAUAAAUGGAAUUGUAAAAUCACUGUGUUAAUAUGACUCCAUUAAUUCAUUUUCGUAAUUGUAUUAGUUGUGAUAUUCUUGAUAAAAGGUACGAUUAAUAGGAAAAGUUUAUAUUAUCAAUAUAUUUUUAUCGCGAGGCGUUUCAUUGGGCAGAAUAUAUAUUAAUAUAUGAAUAUUGUUUAGUAUUCGGCUGUCAUUGAAGUAUUAAUUAUAUUUAUUAUAUUUCUCCUGGCGAGGUCGGAAAUCCAGAAGAUGGAAAUAACAAUUGGAAAAUGUGAUGUAUCUUAGCAUAAUAAAGUAUUUUCUAUGUCAUUUCCUCAUAAGUUAGAUCACGGGAAUAAAUAUCCGUUGUUGGUUCAGGGAUUAAAUAUUAUGUCCAAAAGUUUAAAGGGAAAAAUAAUAAGUGGAUUUUUAAUUUUUAAGAAAAAUUCUAAUGAAAGUAAUUUCAGCCAUUGAGAGCUGUUUUCAGUAUUUGGUGAUUCAAGUCAAAUAAUAUUUAUAAGGUUGAAGUUUCACAAUCGGACUGCGUCCAUA
Diachasmimorpha longicaudata is the source of this 2189-nucleotide messenger RNA. RefSeq lists its product as uncharacterized. The transcript is spliced from 6 exons. The coding region runs from base 2 to 1639 and encodes 545 amino acids. NCBI's taxonomy places the organism in Eukaryota, Metazoa, Arthropoda, Insecta, Hymenoptera, Braconidae. The record is from RefSeq and is a predicted model, not a curated record.